GGGGGAAGCAAAGAAAAUAAUCCCAGUCGUUGGAUUCGUUGCAUUGCUUUAAAAAAGUCACUGAAUCCUACUCCCUGCCGGGACCGUCAACGAAUCUGGGUCUUUGGAAGAUUUAUCAUAAAAGAUUGCAAGCAGAAGAGCGAAGGCAUGCUGGAUUUUAAAGGGAUCUAUCACCUUAUUGUGCUGUCAACUUUCUUGGUUCAGGUCUCGUUUGCAAAGGGCUAUUUCGAGAUCAAGUUUAACUCGGUGCAAAACGUUAACGGUGAAUUGGAGAACGGGGAUUGUUGCGAUGGCACUAGAAAUUCCCUGGAUCGAAAAUGCAUCAAGGACGAAUGUGACACUUAUUUCAAAAUUUGUUUGAAGGAAUAUCAGGCACGCGUCGCCACUUCUGGGGGUUGCACUUUUGGGAGCGGAUCAAGCCCUGUGCUGGGGAAAAAUACUUUUUCUCUCCCAGAUAAAAGCGCACUUGGAAAAAUAGUUAUCCCCUUUCACUUUGCAUGGCCGAGAUCGUAUACGUUAAUAUUGGAAGCCUGGGAUCAGGACAAUGCAACAUCUGGUGAAGGCCAGCUCAUCGAGCGAGGUUCUCAGACGGGAAUGAUCAACCCAGGAGGUCCCUGGAUGACUUUUCAGCACAACGGGCCUGUGGCUCACUUUGAGUACAGCAUCCGGGUGAAGUGCGAAGAGCACUACUAUGGCACUGGCUGCAACAAACUCUGCCGGCCACGCGAUGACUUCUUCGGCCACUACAUGUGCGACCAGAAUGGGAACAAGCUCUGUAUGGAGGGCUGGAUGGGCGUGGACUGCAUCAAAGCCAUAUGCAAGCAGGGUUGUCACUCGAUCCAUGGAGGGUGUGAUGUCCCUGGGGAAUGCAAGUGUCUGUACGGAUGGCAGGGACAGUUCUGCGAUGAGUGUGUCCCAUACCCGGGCUGUGUCCAUGGAACGUGUGUGGAGCCAUGGAAGUGUAACUGUGAAACCAACUGGGGUGGCCUACUCUGCAACAAAGACUUGAAUUACUGUGGGACACACCAUCCGUGCAUCAAUGGAGGGACCUGCAUGAACACGGAACCCGAUGAAUACCAAUGCGCCUGCCCUGAAGGAUAUUCUGGCAAGACCUGUGAGAUUGCCGAGCAUGCUUGUGUAUCCAACCCCUGUGCAAAUGGAGGCAUCUGCCACGAGAUCCCAACUGGUUUCGAGUGUCAGUGCCCAUCGGGGUGGAAUGGGACAACAUGUGCCAUUGAUAUAAAUGACUGUGCAUCACAUCCAUGUGCACAUGGUGGAACCUGCAUCGAUCGCGUUAAUGGGUUUGAAUGCAUCUGCCCAGGGCAGUGGAUUGGGAAGACCUGCCAGCUGGAUGUUGAUAACUGCCAUGGACAGUGCCAGAAUGGAGCCACAUGCAAGCCCGACAGUGUGCGUGGUUACCAGUGUAUCUGCCAACGUGGGAUUGUUGGCAGAAACUGCGAGAUUGAAAUAAACGAAUGUGCCAGUCAGCCUUGCUUAAACAAAGGACAGUGUCAGGACCUGCUCGGUCGUUUCCAUUGCCACUGUGUGCGCGGCUAUACGGGGACCUUCUGUGAGAAGAAGAUCAACUUCUGUGAUCCCAGCCCAUGUCAGAACGGUGCCAAGUGCUAUGUCCUCGGUGACGAUUACUACUGUGCCUGUCCUGAGGACUACGAAGGGAAGAACUGCUCGCUUCUGAAGGAUCACUGCAGAUCUGCUCUCUGCCGAGUAAUUGACAGCUGUACUGUGGCGAUCUCCAGCAACAGCAGUCAGGGUGGGGUCCGCUUCAUAUCGUCCAAUGUCUGUGGUCCACGUGGCACCUGCAUCAGCCAGCCUGCGGGGAACUUCACAUGUGCCUGUAAUCGGGGGUUUACCGGGAUGUAUUGCCAUGAAAAUAUCAAUGACUGCAUAGUGAACCGAUGUAAGAAUGGGGGCACGUGUAUCGAUGGAGUGGACUCCUUCCGCUGUAUUUGCCCUGACGGUUGGGAAGGAGAGCUUUGUGAAAUUGACUUCGAUGACUGCAGCCCCAACCCCUGUCUCAAUGGAGGCCGGUGUGUGGAUGGACGGAAUGAUUUCCACUGUGAAUGCAGCAAUAACUGGAAAGGAAAGACCUGCCACUCCAGAGAGAAUCAAUGUGACGAAAGUACUUGCAGUAAUGGGGGCACGUGUCAUGAUGUGGGAGAUACCUUUCUAUGUGCAUGUGCACCAGAGUGGGGUGGCAGCACCUGCAACCUUGCUAAGAACAGCAGUUGUAUCCCCAAUCCUUGCCAGAAUGGAGGGACGUGUGUGGGCAGUGGAGAUGCCUUCACCUGUGUGUGCAAAGAGGGAUGGGAAGGACCGAUCUGCACUCAGAAUAAGAACGACUGCAAUCCUCAUCCAUGCUACAAUGGAGGCAUCUGUGUCGACGGUGUGAAUUGGUUUCGGUGUGAAUGCGCUCCAGGUUUUGCCGGGCCAGACUGCCGAAUCAACAUCGAUGAAUGUCAGUCAUCCCCUUGUGCCCACGGAGCCACUUGUGUGGAUGAGAUUAAUGGCUACAGGUGCAUCUGUCCAGCUGGAAGAGCGGGCUACAGAUGCCAAGAAGUUAUUGGCUUUGGCAAGUCGUGUUUCACAUCGGGGCAGUACCAUCCACACGGACUCAGGUGGGAUCAAGAGUGCAACACCUGUCAGUGCCUGAAUGGCAACAUACACUGCACUAAGGUAUGGUGCGGCCAGAAGUCUUGCUUGUUACGAGAUGGGCCUGGCCACGAAAACUUCCUGUGCCCAGAAGGGCAGGCGUGCCAGCUCAGCCCCUGGCUGAAGUGCUUCUCCCCUCCCUGCACAGACUGGGGGGAGUGUAACCCUCUCCGUACUCUGCCCGUCCACACCACGUGCCAGCCUAACUCUGAUCAGCUGGACAACAACUGUGCAAAGAUCACACUCCUUCACAAGGAGAAGGUCCCAAAGGGCAUUACUGUGGAAUACAUCUGCUCGGAACUGAGGUACAUCCCCGUGCUGCGUAGCCUGUCCAAGGAGCGGGCCUUGUUUGUGUUGUGUGACCUCGCCAAUGGCACCGACAGUGUGGUGGAGGUGGCCAUCUCAUUCAGCCAGCAGGAUGAGGACCAGGACGGAGCCCUGAUUAAGGAGGCGGCGACGAAGAUGGUUGACAGCAUCACUAAGUGGCAAAACAGCACCGUGAUGCUCGCGGUUAUCGAAGUGAAGCUUGAGACGGUGUAUGUUCCUCGUUCCCAACCAGCAUACUUGGUCCCAGUGCUGAGCGUGGCCUUCGGCAUGGUCUGGCUGUUCUGCAUCAUCAUCUGCGUGUGGUGGACGCGGAAGAGGCGAAAAGAGCGGGAGAGAAGCCGCCCACCCAUGGAAGACACCGUAAACAAUCAGUGGGAGCCCCUCAAGCCCAUCAGGAACCCCAUUGACAAACACUGCAGCAACAAGGACAUUCAGUAUGAAUGCAAAAAUUUAAUGGCCCCUCACAGCCGGACUCUGGCAGCCGAGGAGGCAGAGGAGGAACUGGGCGUGGAGAAGUGCCCCUCCCAAAGAUGUACAAUUACAUUCUUGCCUACGAAAGGCGACGUUAACUCAACACAGUUCACUCCAGUAAAGCAGCCACAUCGGACGAGCAAAAGGGACAACCUUUGCCUGAAAAAUGUGAAUGCAUCCAACCAUGAAGGAGGUAAGGACCUCUCUGUAUGAGCAAAGGGGAGAGUUGUUUUGUGCCUACAGCUUUUUCUUAAAAAAAAGAGAAACAGAAAGGGAGGGGGAUAUUGAGACAAAUUUCUUGUUGCCUCCUUGUUGUGUUAAGACUGAAACCAUCCUGUUGAAGUCUUCAUGCCCAAUCAGUGUCUCUUUCUUUUGGUGUGUGUAUAGAGCAUUUAUUUACCAGUGUCUCUUUCAAUCUUGUAUAAAUUAUUUGUGACUUGUCCAGUGUCAAGAUCUCUUUGCCAGUUGCUAUAUUUGUUAGUAAUCUCUCAUGAAGGUUCAUGGGGGAAGCAGGGGGUUGGGUGGGGUCGGAUCUUGGGCAUCCCAAAGGAAAUGAGGAACCAAGCUUGACCUUUUUCUAUUACCAUAAGCAUCCUCUUUCUGCUUCACAUACUGUUUACAUUGGGAUCCUUGGCUUAGAGCACCAUGGUGUAUUUUUUUUCUGUACAUUGACACCUGGCAGUGGGCACUCCUUGAUAAUUGACCUCUCGCUUGGCGCUCUGGAUUUUGUGAGCCUGUUUCUUAAGGUGGGGAAGAAGGGGUUGCAGGAUUGUAAGUGCAACUGCCCACCACCCCUGCUCCCCCACCUGGAUCCAGUGACAUGGGGGGACUUGUUUACCCCCUGAACUUACUGCCCGCUGCUUUAUGUGUGAGGGGCCCGAGAAGGUGGGGGGUUAGCGGCUGUUGGACAGAUCUGGGGUCACGGUCAUUGCCUGAGAAUUGUCAUCAGCAAGUCUGGCCUUGGGGAGUACAAGAAGGUUGCUUCCAAAGACUUGGUAACUCGCUGAGAGUGGAGGUAGG
Messenger RNA from Pristis pectinata (smalltooth sawfish), 4488 nucleotides. RefSeq names its product protein jagged-2-like. The record is from RefSeq and is a predicted model, not a curated record. Gene Ontology annotation, cellular component: plasma membrane; protein-containing complex. NCBI's taxonomy places the organism in Eukaryota, Metazoa, Chordata, Chondrichthyes, Rhinopristiformes, Pristidae. Gene Ontology annotation, biological process: Notch signaling pathway; establishment or maintenance of epithelial cell apical/basal polarity; multicellular organism development. Gene Ontology annotation, molecular function: Notch binding; calcium ion binding.